Messenger RNA from Armigeres subalbatus, 519 nucleotides. RefSeq names its product large ribosomal subunit protein eL37A. The transcript is spliced from 3 exons. Gene Ontology annotation, molecular function: structural constituent of ribosome; RNA binding. Gene Ontology annotation, cellular component: ribosome; cytosolic large ribosomal subunit. Gene Ontology annotation, biological process: translation. The record is from RefSeq and is a predicted model, not a curated record. NCBI's taxonomy places the organism in Eukaryota, Metazoa, Arthropoda, Insecta, Diptera, Culicidae. Bases 157 to 432 code for a protein of 91 amino acids.
CAUCUUGCUUGAGUUCAUGUGACGACCGAAUAAUUUUCGUGCAACCCAGUCGAAAUGUCAGCUCCAUUUCCGGCAAACUGACAGUUGUUCUUUCCGUUUUUGUUGUAAAAGUGUUCGCACUUGAAUUUGAUACCUCUUGGCAUUUAAUGCUUUAAAAUGACCAAGGGUACCUCCAGCUUUGGUAAACGUCGUAAUAAGACCCAUACGCUGUGCCGUCGCUGCGGCCGGUCGUCUUAUCACAUCCAGAAGCACACUUGCUCGCAGUGUGGAUAUCCGGCGGCCAAGAUCCGAUCAUACAACUGGUCCAUCAAGGCCAAGAGGAGGAAGACCACUGGAACUGGUCGCAUGCGUUACCUGAAGGUGGUGCGCCGCAAGUUCCGCAACGGAUUCCGUGAGGGACAGGUCGCCAAGCCACGCAAGGCCACCGCAUAAACAGUACGAUUCCAGGAUACUACUAAUAUGUGAAAUGCGCUGAAUGAUGGAGGAGAAUUAUAUCUGAAAUAAUUCUUUAAAAACUAA